UUGAUCAUUUGUUUUUUUGAAAAAUGUGGAAUGUACUAAUGCUAUUCAUGGUUUCACUUUAAAGAUAAAGGAUGAAUGAGUUUUGUCCUAACGUAUUGUUGAGCUGCUAGCUCAGAAUGGGUGGAGUUAUCUCCAGGGACUAAUGCUAAUCCGGACAAAAAGGAAGAGAAUGAAACCGAGACCACGAAGGUAGAAAGAGGAGAGACUGAGAAAUGGAAUAAAGGGACGGUGAAACAAAUUCAGAUCUGUUUCUCUUUCUCUCAGCCAUGUGUUUGUGAUUACACCAUUUGAAGGGUGAAGAGAACUCACAGGCAUGAUAUAGAAAAGAGCAAUACGGGAACCACACUCAAGUAAUGAGGUGAAGCACAAAGAGGGCUAAAGCAGCUUGUAACUACUGCUACUAGUUACCGUCCAUACUCUGCUGCAUGUGAGCCUUGAAGACUAACCCAAGGAGGAGAGUUGGUCCUCCGAGUGUACUCAUUCAAUGCUCCAGAAACGCCAUGGGCCACAGCUGGGGAACGCCCAAUACGCCUUAGACUACCACAUCUCCUGCACCCCUUCCAUCUCCGUCCUAGGCCCCCUCUGACCCCCCCUUCCCCAUUGGCCAAAAUGCAGAAGGUGGGGCAGUGGUCGGCAGAGGAGGUGUCCCAUUGGCUGAACGAAGAGGGGAUGCAGGAGUACACCGACUCCCUCCAGCAGAUGGACGGCUCUGCCCUUCUGCGACUCACACAGGCCGACUUCCUGACGCCACCGCUGUCGCUGGUCUCCUCCGACAAUGGGCGGCAGCUCUUGGAACGGCUGGAGACCCUACGGAUCGAGCACCACAUGAAUGGCCAUGCCAAUGGCAAUGCAGGGCUGCCAAAUGGCACGGCCAAGCCCCAGCACAACGGCUCGCUGGGGCUCAAUGGCUUCCGGAAGGAGAUGGUGCAAAUCCCUAUCCCCAUGGCUGUGGUUGAACGCUCUGGCUUCCCCCAGGAGUGGGGAAAAACCGGCGUGGCCUUUGUCUACGCAGUCUUCUGCUUCGUCACCACCUCCGUGAUAAUCUCUGUGGUCCAUGAGAGGGUGCCGGCCAAAGAGCACACCCCACCGCUGCCUGAUAAGUUUUUUGAUCUGUUUGACCGGGUGGAGUGGGCCUUCUCUAUCUGCGAGAUCAAUGGCAUGCUGCUAGUGGGGCUGUGGUUGGUGCAGUGGAUCCUGCUUAAGUACAGAUCAAUUAUUGGACGUCGUUUUUUCUUCAUUGUGGGCACCCUCUACCUGUAUAGGUGCGUCACAAUGUACAUCACUACUCUGCCUGUUCCAGGGAUGCACUUCCAGUGUUCUCCAAAGCUGUUUGGAGACUGGGAAGCUCAGAUGAGGAGGAUCAUGAAGAUGAUCGCUGGCGGUGGCCUCUCGAUCACCGGAUCCCACACCAUGUGUGGAGACUACUUGUACAGUGGUCAUACUGUCAUGCUAACGCUAACCUACCUUUUUAUCAAAGAGUAUUCCCCUAAGAGGUUUUGGUGGUACCACUGGUUCUGCUGGACUUUGAGUGCAGUCGGCAUCUUCUGCAUACUGCUGGCCCAUGACCACUAUACUGUGGAUGUGGUGGUAGCCUACUUCAUCACAACACGCCUCUUCUGGUGGUACCACACCCUGGCUAACCAGCAGGCACUGAAAGAGACGUCUCAAAGCAACCCGUUCUCCAGAGUCUGGUGGUAUGGACUGUUUCAAUACUUUGAGGAGAAUGUCAAGGGUAUUGUCCCCCGGAAUUAUCAGCUACCAUGGCCGUUGCGAUUGUCACCGUGGAUCCGAGGUGUGAAGUACAGCAGACUGGACACCCAGUGACCCAGGUCCUAUGACGGGUGGGAGCUGAGGGGAUAGACUUCCUGAAGAGGAAGGAGGUGUUGUUUUGCCAAGACAUUGCUUCUCCCUUCAUGUGUAUGGUUCUGAAGUCCAACUGACUAGCACUGUGACCACUGUCUGUUUUACUUUUCCUUGAAAAUGUAGAACACUUAUUUCAUAAUUUCUUUUUCUUUGGACACUGUAAUUGCUGCUUUGUCUGCGGCAAAUUUGGCUAUAAUUUCAAUAUAUUUCAAGAAUUUUGGUUUGUUUUGACUAUAUCUGACAAGCGAGUUAAAUUUGUUUUCUUAGCAUACUGUUCCUAUAAGGUCUACAGAGUUCAAAUUAUGUCACAGACAUUAUUCUUUUACUAGAAAAAUGCCAUACACAGUCUGAGACUUUUAGAUGCAAAGUUUUCAUUUUUUACAAAUGUUUUUGUUUUGUAAAACUGCAACAUGGCAAUGGUGAAAAAAUAAUUUUCUAACUUUAAUCUACAUUAUUUUUAAAAACAAAUGAUGUCCAUAACAAUAUUUUUAGAUUUCUACCUUUUUCAAGAUGGAACACUGAAAGCAGAAGAGUCUAAUGUGGUAGUUUUUCUAGUGCCUUCUUUCGCUUGAUUGUAUAAUGUGUCUGUGUUCCUCUGCCUUGUGUGUCUGUCUGUCCACAAGGUUUCUAAUUAUCUUUCAUGUCCUGUCGCAUGAAUGUAACAAUAAUAACGCCAGCCUUACAGUAUAUGACAAUUGGUCUUCCCCAAACAAGAAAUGGUGACAUGUGAAGUAUCCUGUCUAUUACAGUAUUUCUUUCUUGUUUUCCAAAGUCAGUGUUUUUAUAGCAGUUAAAUGACUGUUAGGUUUUUGGACAUUUAUUUUCUUGUUCGGUCAUCAUCCUAACAUCAGGAGGUAGUGUCCCCUUUUUGCUGAGAUGUCUGUGCAGGACAGGGGUGCAUAACCUCAGUCCCAGAGGAUUUAUGAAGUCCUAGUAGCAUGUAUUUUUGACUGUAGAGCUCUUUGGUUUGCUAACCAUAUUUUAUGAAACAUCAACUUUAGUUGCUAACUUAAUAAAGGCCCUGAAGGACUAAACUGGACUAAAGUUGUGCAGCAUACCUACACAUCUUAAGAGAUUUGGAUCCCGUCUCUUGUCAAAUAGUAGUCUAAAGACCCACAUAUUGUGUCUUAGAGGCUGAUGUCGAUGUGGCCAAUAGAACUCUGUUGCUGAAUGUACCCUGCGAGAAUGUCUUACUGAUAAAUCUAUGAUUCAAGGGACUACCAGUGAAUGUCUUAAAGACAAAUUAGGUUUAGCCUCAGCUUAAGAAAGGAAGCAGCAGCGGUUGUUGUCCACACACAGCGUCACCUUAGUUGUGGUAUCUUUAAGUGGUAGAUGACCAUCUCUUUAUUGAUCAUUGUACAUUGAGGUUCACAAGGGUAACAUGUACCAAUGUAACAAACUGCUAAUCUCAUUGACAGUCUGGAAAGUUUAGAAAUAUGAAUGUGAAUGACAGAAAUGUCUCUAGACUUCUUGAUUCAACCCACAUAAUAUUGCUGUAACAGGAGAGUAGUUGGGUGAUAAUGCCCAAUGGCUCUUUUUAUCCAGCCAUUUCUCUCUUAGGAGAAGCUAGAAGGGUUGGCAUUGUUAGGCCAAACUACAAAAGAAAUGUAAUUUGUCCUGAAUGAUGGUCAUUUAAGUCAAUAUGUUAAUGUUUAUGAAAGUAUGAUAUUUGGACUUGAAAUGGAAAAUCCUAGAAAUACACCUCCAAUUUCUCAAGGAGUGUUUUCAUUUUCUUUUUUUGUUAAUAUUAUUUUCAGCCUAUGUUUUGAUUGAGGCCUAGUUUUUCUUUUUAAUGUUUCCACCCACCCAGUGAGCCAAACAACUUCCCUGUAGCGCUUUCCUAACCAAAUGUGACAUGUGAAUUUAACACAUACAACUGAGAAAUCAACUUGAGCAGCCUUUCAAAUGGUAACUACUAGUGGGUUCCAGUCAGUCAUACUUUAGUCAUAGUUUAAUUCUCCAGCUUCAGGAAAUGACCUCUGUAAAAAUGAAACGCUACAACCAAUAUUUAAACAGUCUGUUUUGAUAAAAAAAAAAAAACAAACAUGAAUUGCAGUUGACACAGCUUGUUAGACAUGCACCUAUCAAAUCAGUGAAUGCAUCAAAAUAUAUUGAGGCUUCACAGCUGGUUAUUAUCCACCUCAUGCUUGUUUACGAAUGCAUCACUACACUUGGCUGGAUAUGGAGCAAAUGCAAAUAGAAGGUGCACUUGUGUUUUUGCACCAACAUUUUUACAAACCAGAUCUCAUAUUCCUUUAGAUUUUUUGUUUUUGAAGUAUUAUAUAGUUUUUCUUAAUUGCUCCAAGAUGAAUGGUUUUAACCACUGCAUGUACUGGUAGUAAAUGUACUACUUUGGUCCAAACUGCUUCAAUGUUGGUUAUUCAUGUUAGGCUACAAAACCAGAUCAUUUCACUGUUCCACAUGUGUAUUAGUAUCAUACUUUUGGUGUUUUCAAUCAUUUCAGAGGUCUACUGACAUUUGCUGCACAGUAAGAGCCAUACUUUGAUUUGAGGUGAACAUACUCAACUUAGUUGGGAAGUGGAAGGAAAAGUCAGAUUGUGCUUUGAAUAUAUAUCAAAAUAAUUUAAAUGUUUAAGGGAGAGAAAUUAGUCCAUGCUAAUCAAUGACAAAUACUGACAGUUGAUGUAAUUGUAUGUUUACUUUGUGAAUCAACAAUCCAAUUAAUGUAUUUUGUGGUGUAUAUCAGAUGUUUGUAAGCUAUGAUGAAUAUGACAGAGGAUUAUAUCUGGAAAGCUUUCGAAUAAAAUAUAUAUAUAUUCA
Messenger RNA from Esox lucius (northern pike), 4644 nucleotides. Its product is annotated as phosphatidylcholine:ceramide cholinephosphotransferase 1. Bases 610 to 1824 code for a protein of 404 amino acids. The transcript has 6 exons. The record is from RefSeq and is a predicted model, not a curated record. NCBI's taxonomy places the organism in Eukaryota, Metazoa, Chordata, Actinopteri, Esociformes, Esocidae. Gene Ontology annotation, biological process: sphingomyelin biosynthetic process; ceramide biosynthetic process. Gene Ontology annotation, molecular function: sphingomyelin synthase activity; protein binding; ceramide cholinephosphotransferase activity. Gene Ontology annotation, cellular component: Golgi membrane; endoplasmic reticulum membrane.